UGAAUUAGUUUAAGUUUAUAAUUUGUUGAUUAAAGUGCCUUUAAAAAUUUCCAGGCUAAACGUUACUAGUCAAGUGAAGUGAAAUUAAAAAGAAAAAAUAAAUAUUUUAUUAAAUCAAAGUCCUGGCGGAAUAAAAAUAAAAACGAAAUACAAACAGUUUAAACGAAAAUGGUUACCGAGGAGUGGAAAAAAUGUAGUAUAGCUACAAAAUUUCCAACAUAUAGAAAUUCUAGUUUAGUGACUACCAAAAGUUGGAUAGAGGGAAAACGCAAAGAUGAUGAGGCUGAAGGUCUUUGGCGUAUUUAUGAUUCCUUAUAUGAUUUUACCGAUUUCAUUGAUAAACAUCCGGGUGGUAAAUUUUGGAUAAGAGAAACAAAGGGACUUGAUAUAACUGAAGCAUUUGAAGCUCAUCAUUUGACAUCGGCACCUGCUAAAAUGAUUGAAAAAUAUAAAGUUCGCGAGGCUGCAAAACCAAGAAUCUACACGUUGACCUUACAUGAGAAUGGUUUCUAUAAGACAUUGAAGAAAAGAGUGGCGGAGAAGAUGAAAACGAUUGAUAAUAAACCAAAGAAAAUCUCUGAUGCAAUCCAUUUAGGUUUACUCCUAAGUACCUUUAUUUUCUCCAUGGCCAGUGCUAAAUACGAUAGUUUAAUAUUUAUGGCAUUAGCGGGUGCAGCUCUAGUUUGGACCACAGUGGUAUCACACAACUACUUUCACAAACGUGACAACUGGCAAAUGUAUGCUUUCAAUUUAAGUAUGAUGAAUUUUACAGCGUGGCGUAUAUCCCAUUCUCUAUCACAUCACAUCUAUCCAAAUUCAUAUAUUGAUCUGGAACUAUCAAUGUUUGAACCACUUUUGUGUUGGGUACCAAGUCCACAUAUAAAAAGUAAAAUGAUGCGCUAUGUAUCGUGGGUAACUGAGCCGUUUGCCUAUAUGAUUGCAUUUUUCCUGCAACUACUAACAAGAAUUUUUUAUUCCCUACGUAAGACGAAUAUUAUGUACUGGCAUGAUUUAAUCUGUCUUUCUUUGCCUCUAUCCAUGUAUUUAUGUUCGAAUUAUUCCAUUUUCUGGUGUUUGCGUCAAUGGAUCUUUAUAACAGCCAUAGCUAGUUUUUCUUUCUGUGUUAUUGGCUUAAAUGCCGCCCAUCAUGAUCCGGAAAUAUUCCAUGAAGGUGAUGCCAAUCGUGAAGAUCGUGAUUGGGGUCUUUAUCAAGUCGAUACUAUAAUCGAUCGUGGCGAUCUUAAAGGUUCUCAGUUCUUGGUCUUGACCCACUUUGGUGAUCAUGUUCUGCAUCAUUUAUUCCCUACAUUAGAUCAUGGCAUUUUGCCUCAAUUGUAUCCUGUACUUUACGAAACAUUGGAGGAAUUUAAAUGUGAACUAAGAGAAAUUAAUCAUUUGGAACAUAUUAUUGGUCAACACAAACAGUUACUGAGAAUUGAAACUAAUCCUAAACCUCCGGGUUCUAAAUAGAUUUGAAAAAAUUUCUUUGAUAAGUUAAUUAAAUUUAGGUUUUAAAAAUAAUAAAUAUUAUAAAAAUGUGGUCUCAUCUAUUUUUUCUGCGGGGAUCAGCUAAAGGAUACACCUUUCCAUGUGUUGCUAAUCCUAUUGAAGCAUUUUUUGAUAUCAUAACUUGUGUUAUAGUUAGGUAAACAUUAUAUUUCUGUUUCUGGGUCUUCAGUAUAGAACCUCAGACCCACUUUUUACCGCUUCACCAAGACAUUCUAUCUGGGAUCAGAUCAUAUUCUGUGUCUGAUAUACGAUGAACGCAUUGCACGUCUUAUAUCCAAUCUGCAUGUACUCUAAACUCCCUGUGGUAGUUUGAUAUUACACUUUGGUUCCAAAGCAGUCAUCCAUUUUUAUAGCCAAAUCGUCAUAUUAGAACUAAGACCCUAUUUCACACUAUAGUCUUCCUACAUAUCGACCAGCACUGGUGUGCCUUGUUGAUCCUAUCCUCUAUGUGGUGUUUCCAUUUUAAAUUUUGGUAUUACACCUAAGUACUUAACUUUGUUUGUCACCGUUAUCUUCUUGUCUAGGAAGGUUUUAAGUAGGAAGGACGUAAGACUUAUCUGGUUCUGGUAUAAAUAUGAACCUUGGAUCUUGUAAUUUAAAUGGGUUAUAUGUCAAUUCUAAGAAUGCAGUGAAUAUCUGUGACAGAUGUAGGGAAACUGCCGAAAAAAUGUCACCUGGCCCUGCAGCUUUAUAAGAAGCAAAGCUCUUGAUUGCUCCCUUAACCAUGCUCAGUUGGUUACUACAGUUUGAGAAGAGUUAUUUGUAAAGAAUUUGGAGUGUUUUGGAAUGACAUAAUAGUUGUUUAAACUACUUGACCUACUCUCGGCUUAAGUCUAGAAGCUAAUCCGGAUCGGAUGAUACAAUGUCAUUCUUCUUACAAUAUUGUAGCUCUGCAUACUAUGAAUCUUUAUAUAUUAAUGUUAUUUAUUGGUUUCCAUGCCUUUGGAAAAGAGUUAGCUGAUACCUAAACAUCAACUCGCCAAAGGAUUACUUCUAUUGUGACCGAAAAUAACUUGCGGGCUUGCAAAGUGAGUCGGAACUAAUCAGAAGCGGGGCUUAUAAAAGAUUCUUUUAGAAAAAUCGCGUGUAGGGUAACAUUUUCUUCCGACGAAUGUAUCAUUUAUGAUCAGAAAAUGAGCUCUAAAACGACCAGUAUUUAGACUCAUAAAUUACUCAAAAUAGAUGCAAAAAUCAGAAGUGGGACUCAUAAAAGAGUCUUUUAGGAUAUUCGCGGGUAGGGUACCAUUUUCUCCAUACAAAUGUGAUCAGAAAAUGAGUGCAUUAAGGAUCAUUUUAAUUUUUGCAGAAGAGUCAUAAAUGACUCGAAUGUGAUCAACAUUUUCAAAAAAUUCUAGCUGAGUAGCAAGCUGACAUGUACAUAUCUUUAUCAAGAUCAAUAUCAAUGUCCGGGUAGUCUGCAAUUUAAUUUCUCCUAUUGUCCUCAUGCACUAGAACCCGUAUUGUUGCGACUGUGAAAUGUCAGAUUUGAGAUCAAAUUGGAAGAUAUUUUAAACUUAUCGAGGCAAAGUCCCAUAUUUUGGUGUAGACUGUUAUCGCACUAUCCCGAAGCUCAGUUCAUGCACCCCAGUUAUGUCUUGUCGGUAUUUGGUUUCGAAAAGUUCUUUAAAAUGUUUAUUGCGUAAUUUUCCUAUUGUUGGUAUUCUAACAUCUGGUUAAAAAAAAAACAAAAUUAUAAUUAUCUGAAGAAAUCUAUCACUUGAAGUUCUGAAGGGUUAUCAAUCUUGUAUUUUCAGAUCUAGUCUAACUACUCAUAUUUUAGUUCUAUUUAUUUAAAAGAAAUUAUAGUCGGACCUGUUUCAAAAAGUAAAAUGUGAUUUAGUUUAUAAAACAUUUGAGUUGAAUUAUACCUUGCCUCAGCUAUAUUUAAGCCAUUUAUUGUUGAAUAAAACUGUGGACAUUAAAGUCAAAUUUUGAAGGUGGGUUUUUAUAGGGGCUAGGGUCAAAUGAGACCCUAUAAUUCAAGAGUUCAAGAGGGUCAUAAAGACUAGUAUAUAACUUAGUUUUGCUGCUUCAAAUUUUGAAGGGGGCUUUUUUGUUCGUUAAUGGUUAGUGUUCUAGUCAGGCAGACCGGAGGUGGUGGGUUCGAUUCCCACCCGUGUCACGAGUUAAAGAGCACACAACAGGCCCAAUAGAGUCCUAAAUGUAUUUCUUCGGGUUUGAUGUGUAUACAUCCUCCUUUCAAACUAACGAACUAACUACAAACUUCAGCACAAACCCAAUAUACCCUCCACCACUUAAUAUCUCAAUUUUCUUUUGUUACCUAUUCGUAUUUCAUAGUUUUAAUUGAAAGACUUUAUAUAGUUGUUUUUUAAUUGAUUUACAUUUAUUUUGUUCCUUUUUUGUAUACUUGUUCCUUUCUUUUAAUUUAUUUUAUAUUUUAAAUAUUAUCAUUAUUAUGUAUAUUUUUAAAUUAUUUAAAUUUAAAUGUUUUGAUUAAUUAAAAAAAUAACAUAAACAUAAGCGCCAUAAGAUGAGGGUGUUUAUUAGUUUGUUUGUGUUUGUGUCUCUGUGUUGUUGUAAUGUUGAGUGAGUGAGUGAUUGAUUGAUUGAGUCAGUGUAAAAGAGAGAAAGAGAAUGGGUAGAAAUAGAAGUAAAAUGUGCAAAAGUUGUUUAUUGAUUAAACUGUAUGGAGUCCUUUUGUAUGAAUGCAUGUGUUCGUUCUCCAAUAUCAGUCAAAUAUCAAUGUGUAUGUGUGAGUGUAAAGUGUGCAUUUUACAAUAAAUACAUAAAUAAAUAACAUUUCUUUUGGUUUUAUUUUGUUUUGUUUUUUUUUUUAAAUAUUCUUAUUUAUUGAAGAUGUGUAGUAAAUGUGUGUUUUGUUUUAUUAUAAAUUUCUCUUUUUUCGACUUUCGACACAGACAACUAGACAACUAGAUUUAAACCUAAACGUACAUAUGUAUGGAUAGUAUUAAGUUUUAUGACGGGGCUUAAGUCAUGUUUUUCAUAAUACAAAAAAUUAUUAUAAUUUUAUAUAUAUA
This is a messenger RNA of Lucilia cuprina (Australian sheep blowfly), 4508 nucleotides long. RefSeq names its product cytochrome b5-related protein. The transcript is spliced from 4 exons. The coding region runs from base 169 to 1470 and encodes 433 amino acids. The record is from RefSeq and is a predicted model, not a curated record. Gene Ontology annotation, molecular function: heme binding. Lineage: Eukaryota; Metazoa; Arthropoda; Insecta; Diptera; Calliphoridae. Gene Ontology annotation, cellular component: mitochondrion. Gene Ontology annotation, biological process: lipid metabolic process.